AUGGACCAAGAGGCUCAAACGCAAGUAUCUCAAGAAUUUCAAAAAGUACUGCUGUCGUCAGUAUCUGCUUCACUGCCCUCAAUUGUUGAUGAUGAUACAAAGAAUUUGAGCGGCCAAGAUGAUGUGUUAGAGCUGGAUCCAUCGGCGUUCGACAAAUGGGUCCCCUAUUUGAGAAGAAGUGUCGAAAGGGAUCAAUUGGGUUUAGCUACUGAGGAGUUAUACAAUUCCGUAGAUGAUCAUUUUGAGGGAUUAGAAGUAGAACUGUUGCAGGAUUCGCAAGUCAAUGAUAAGCUUAGGAACUCAAUUGGCCAAAUAUCGAGAGUACACAAUUUGAUCGAAAAUUCUUUGGUAAGGGAUAUUAGUAACAUUCAAGAUCAGCUGAAUUAUUCUACUAAUGAAGUUAUUAUGAAAAAGGAAGUUUAUGUUAACGAUAAGAAGACUUCUCUUAAAAUUUUGGAAGCAAACAUUUUAAUAACGAAAGUUUUACAAAUUUUGGAACUAUCAAACAAAUGUCAAGAAUUGAUUAUUGAAAGGGAUUUUUUCAAAGCUUUACAAAAUUUGGAUAGUUUAGAAAAAAUUUACUUGCAAGAGUUUAAAAAUUAUAAUUUUCAAUUUUUGAAGGAGAUCUAUAAUUCAAUCCCAUAUUUGAAAUCAUCCAUCAAAAAUGAAUGUAUCAAUUCCAUUAGAAAUCAUUUCAAUUCAAAUAUUGGUAAAAACAUUGCCGAUGUGGGGGAGGGUUACUUUAACGUUUAUGAUGAAAAAUUGUUCCCAACAUGGUUGGAAAAGAAAGAUCACAUGAAGUUGGCCAAUUUCAAGUUCAAUUCACCUGUGGAGGUUUCACUAAGAGACGAAGAUUUAGUGGAAGAAUUGAACUUGGAAAAGUUCUUUCACCUUGAUGAGUUCCAUGAUUCUAUUCUCAUAUUUCGUAGUCUUAACGAGUUGGAUUAUUUGAUUUCUGAGUUUAGAAGAGAAUACGAGUUCAGAAAGGCAAAACUGAUUGAUCCAUUAACUUGGAGAAAAUCUCAAAAGGGUAAUGGUAGUGCCUUUGGUGAUUUUACUAACGAUUUAUUUGCCCAAAGUUUAACGAUGGACUUUUUAAAGCAGUACUUCCUCAAAAUUCUAGGAUUUUUGUUGUAUGAUAUUAAUUUGAAUAGAUCAACCGAUUUCAUACUGGUCGAUAACGACUACAAUGCUACCAAUGAAUUCUGGGAUGCACUGAUGCUUCGUUUGGAGCCCUAUUUGAAACAUUUCGUCCGCAAGUUGCAAACUGAAGAAGAGUUGGGAGAAUUCAAGAACUUCAUGUGCAUGUACGUUUGCAUCUUGGAAAACCAUAAUCUCAACAUUGAACCACUUUACAGACUUCUGAUAGUAGUAUUUGAAAAAGUCUGUAACGUUAAUACCACUGCAUUCAGCGCUGAAUUCGAUAUAUUGUUACACGAUGAUGAUUUCAUGCCAUUGGCUAUUAGCGAUCGUGGUUUGUAUGAAAAAAUGUUGAAGAUAUGUUGGAUGAAAGACGACGAGCUUGCAAAGGCAAGAGCCGAAGCAGCAGAGCAAAAUGGACAAUUCACGAUCACUUUACCCUUCUCACCACUAUAUCCAAUGACAUGUACCCUAUUGAAAAAGACAUACAACAAACUUAUUCAUUUUAUUGGAACUUAUUAUCGUCAUGAGUUGCAUACUUUAAACAAUAUUUUGGUCAAGACUAUGGAAAGUAUUUUCAGUAAAAUAAUAAAUGAGAAGAUCCGUGCCAAAUUGGAUUCCACAUCAAGAGAAGAGAUCGCACAGAUUCUUAUUAAUUUGGACUAUUUCGUCAUUGCCGCUAAGGAGUUUAGCAAUAUGAUGACAAGAGAUAACAUCCUGCAGAAUCCUUCUAUCGAAAUCAAACUUGCAUCCAUUAACAAUUACGUUGAAAGUAGAAAAUAUGCUGAAGAUCAACUGAUAGAAUUAAUUGAUUCUAAGGUUACAGACAUUCUAGAGACAGUAGAUUUGGAUUGGAGGGCGAUGGAAGUGCGGCAGGAACCAGACAUUUCUAUCGUGGAUGUGGCUCAAUUUUUGGAAAUGAUGUUUUCGUCCACUUUGGUAAAUCUUCCUUAUAGUGUGCAAACAUUAUUAAUCUUUAGGGAAUUCGAUUCCUUGACAAGACAAUUCUUAGAUAUUUUACUACAUGAAACCCCGCCCAAGAUUACUCAGGAAAGUAUCUUGAAUUUUGAAGUGGAUAUGAAAUAUUUGGAAGGUAUUAUUUCUAGGAUUUUCCCACAACGGGAAUCAGAAUCCAACGGCAACAAUGAGCUUCAAUCACCUUUGAUGAUAACAUCACCAACGAUUAACGGAUUCACACGGUCGUCGAAUACCAUUGGAAACAAUGUCAAAUCACUGGAGGCAACUUUCACAGAAUUAAAACAAUGCAUUGAGUUAAUGAAAUUAGAGAAUAUGGGUGAAUACAAUGACUCAGAAAUAAGACUAAGAAAGUAUCCUCGUAUAAAGCCGGAAGACGCCUCCCUGCUAAUCUCUAAAGUGGAAAUUCCUAUGAAUGACGUCCAAUCUUCAUUUGACGACAUUGAUCUCAACAACAGUAGUCAGGAAUCCAAUUUCCGUGAACUGAGUACUAAUGGUAAGAAGAUUGCUAAAUUUUUCAAUAGGGGUUAA
Molecule: messenger RNA, 2646 nt
Organism: Zygosaccharomyces rouxii
Lineage: Eukaryota; Fungi; Ascomycota; Saccharomycetes; Saccharomycetales; Saccharomycetaceae
Gene: SEC15
Product: Rab GTPase-binding exocyst subunit SEC15
Exons: 1
Coding region: 1-2646 (881 amino acids)
Biological process (GO): exocytosis; intracellular protein transport; Golgi to plasma membrane transport
Cellular component (GO): exocyst; membrane
Source: RefSeq, a predicted model, not a curated record